GGGAGAUAAGUGCAAGAGACGAGCAGACGAAGCUGGCGACAGGAUAUAAGUGACCGUUAACACGAUAAGAAACGCUUUAUUAUUUUUAUUAUCUUUAGUAGGAUGUCUUAUUUUCUUAAACAGUUUCAGUUCCUUAAACAUCUUCCGAGCCCCAGACUUCGAUUAGAAUAAACCUGUUAUGCGAUAAUAAUAUACUUCAUAGAUAUACGGAAAUCAGAACUGAGCUGCUCAUCGUUUGACUGUCGCCAGUCGGUAGCAGACGCACGCAAACGACAAGUUCACGGAAGCAGGGAGCACAGAAACUAAAAGGGAAACGUAGAACUGAACCAGUGAUUCUUGAUCAGCUCGUUUAACAGUGCUGACACAAUGAGCAAGAAGGUCGUGCAGUAUGCACCCUUGCCACAGACUGUGCCAAGUGAUGAUGAGGAUGAUAUACACCAGUCACAGGAACUGGGAAAAUCCAGUGCUGGUAGAGGUUCUGACACUGUGGAAAUGAGGAACAUUAGUUCAAGUCAGUCAGACCAAGCAGUACGCUAUGCCAUGGGAAAGGGGCGGAAAAGAUGCAUGAUACUGACAAUAGUGGUUGUGUGUGUGGUGGUUGCUGGUAUGGCAGGUGCUGUGGCAUUCCACAUUCUGAGCUCUUCCUUCAAUGCUGGAAGGGUGCACAGCAUUAACUUCAGUCCUUAUGGAGACUGGAUGAUCUUCUAUAAUGACUCAACAUCAAAGUCAAGUCCAGUGUUGAUUGAUGUUGAUGGUGAUAAACAGGAGGAUGUUUUGGUGGGUGUGACCUCGCAGGAACAGUUCAGGCGGAUACAGCCUUUGCUGGUUGACCACACCAUGAAUGAGUCAUGCAGAAAGUUGGGGCUUGAGUACCCCUGCACAAGCUGGCUUGUGGCACUACGUGGAUAUGACAUGAAGGAGCUGUGGCGCACAUGGCUUCGUUCAGACUUGCUUUUUAUCAACUGUCAGGACGUUGAUGUCAAUGGUGAUGGUAAACUGGACUGUAUCUUGACAGGGCAUGAAGCCUCAAUCCAGGCCAUAGACCUUGCCACAGGAAAAAUCCUUUGGGUGACUGAUGCUGAAGAUGCAAUGUGGGCAGGGCACUUGGUGCCAUCCAUGAGUGUGUUUCGUGCUAGUGGCAUACCUGAUGUGGAUGGAGAUGGUGUGGUCGAUCUAAUUAUCUCUCACGGAGGUGAUCCCAGGGAAGAUUCCAAGAAUUAUGACCAGAAAGCAGGUCGGAUUAUAUUUCUAUCGGGUGCCACUGGCAGACCUUUGGGCAAGUAUAUGGAACUGCCACAAGAGAAGGAAACUUUCCUCAGUCCUCAAGCUUACCGCACAGCUGAUGGCUCCCUCUACUUUUUUCUUGGUAGUGGUGGGGAGACAACUGCAGGAGACUUUAUGGUGAUAUCCUACCCAGACCUGCAUCACAAUAUCAUGGGAAGCAAUACCACUCUAUCAGUGCCUGGCACCAAUGGCAGCAGAUAUGACUGGCUUCUUGGCAUCCCCAAAGGUGCAAACUCUCUUCACAUAUUGUUCAGUGGCAAAAAGAAAGGUGUUGUGGUGCCACCAGUCCUAGCAGACGUGACUGGUGAUGGAGUAGAAGAUGUCCUCAUGUCAGCUUUAGAGGGAAAUCUGAUCCUUUUCGAUGGGCAGUCACUGCAGCCAGUGUGGAACAAGAAGUUCCAAAAUAUGGAGAAUUUCGGUGUUCCUGCACCAGGAUUCUUUAAUGAUGAUAGUGUGCUAGAUUUCAUGGUUGAGUGGAGACAGGGAAGCGGGUCAAAGCAAAACUACAGUGUGGUAUAUAUUGUAGAUGGCAAGGAUGGCAGUGUGUUGUGGUCAACAGUGGGCAGGCAUCUCCAGAUGGCAUUACCUCUUUCCCUUAGAAGAAAACAACAUGGGGAUCUGUUUCUUAUUUCUGUCUUGGGGCGCCAACGCUCUGGAGUUUCCAGCAUAGCCACCAGUGCACCACCACUACAGGCUAGCAUCAGUCCAGAAAGACAGAAACGUCACCUCACCAGCAGUCCAAUGGAUGAAAAUGAGACCUUAGAUGCUUCAGAAGAAUCAGCAGUAGAAAUGUGUAACAGGCUGCAGAAAAUUUUUGAUGAAAAUCAUUUAACGUGUGAUGACGACCUCUCUUCCAUGAAGAUGGAAAUGUACUUGAUCACCAGACUGUCAGCUGACACCCCAGUCAUUGUAUAUACUCUUAGGCCAGAACAGAACACAUAUAUCUAUUCUGCGAAAAGCAGUCAACAUCUUUGUCACCCACCUGCUCCAAACGACCAGAGAAAAGUUGAGAUCUGCACUGUAAUGAUACCACAGAGCAGCAGAGGAGCUGUUGGUGAUGUGGAUGAGGAUGGACACGUAGACUUGAUUCAACUGGACAUAUUGGAGGCUGACCAAAUUGAUGAUCACUACAACAUAAAAGGCAUAAAAUCCAGUGUUGUCCUGCGGCGUAUCAGCCUGGCGACAGCAUUAAAUACAGCAAGCUACAUGUCAGAGCACAUGCAUGUUUCACCAGCAUCUCAAGAUCUUCAAGAAGUUCUGCCUCUGACUUUACAGCCAUGGCGACAGUUCAUGGGAUCCAGUGGCAAUGGCACAUAUAGAAAGGACUAAGAGAGUUCAUGUUCACUCUUUGUGUAUAGUUAAGAAAUAUGAUAAUGAAAUAGAAAGAGAGAGAGGAGCGAGGGUUGGGGGGGAAUGGAUAGAGGGAUGUGUAUGAAUCUACUCCAAGCAACAGAAUAAGUUUUAAAAAAGUGUAUUAAGAAGCAUAUUUAUCAUGCAGAAAAGUGUUCUGGAAAAAAAAAAAAAAUUAUGAUGCUUAUUGUUUCCUGUAAAUUUUCAAACAAACCUUUUAUUUUAUAUAUGACAUUUUUAAUGUGAUAAUAAGCCAGCUUUUUCUUCUUGGCUUUGUAUUUCUAUUUUGAUGUUCCUUUAUCUCACCAGCAUUUUUUCCAGAUCUUGGAAUUGAAAAAUUUAUAGCAAGAUUUAUCAUUGUGAGUAUUGAGCAUUAGUAUUAUUAAUUGCUAAUCGUUUGUGUAGAGAGGGUGUAUCUUUUUGUAUUACUUUUGGUUUAUCCUGACAUUCCAAACUAGCAUCUCAUGAUUGAUAAAGCUUUAAAUGUUUUACAAACAAUAAAAAUAUAAAAAAAGAAAUUAUUAAUGCUGUGCAUUGUCAUGAUCAUUGUCUUGAUGAAGGACCUAGCAUUGCCAAAGGGACUUUUUUUCUUUCCUUUUAUUCAUGGAACUCAAGAUUCCCAAGGUUGUGCUGCUGAUCUGCCUGCAAACAUUGCUCUUUGUUCAUUCCUAUUUAAUGUCAUCAAUGAUCUCCACAUUACCACACUACAAAAAUGUUUUCAAGAUGAACAAUAGGCAUUGACUUAUAAAUAUCUUCCAGGUGUAAGAGUUUUUUUAAAAAAAAACAAAACAUCUGUGUGUUUUUUUGUUAAUAUUUCUGGAGGAGAGUCCCAUUGUUAAAAGCUGUGCAUAUUUGUUUAGAGAACAUUUUUUUCUGUGCAGCAGAUAUAUGGUUGUGAGCAAAAAAAAAAAAAAAGCUCUUGCUUUUUGUCAUUUUCUUUUUUUUUUUACAAGUCUAUGAAACACAAAAAUUCAAUGUGUGAUGCACAUGUUUUGACAUUGCGCUAGGGUGAACAGUGAUGCAGGGUUUUCCCAACCACAUUUUGAACCCUGGGCCUCAUAAACAUUUUAAACUUCGAUCAUCUCGGCAUACGUGGUGUUGAUGUGUUUUGUGAGAUGUUAUUGUAUAUUAUUAAUGAACUUAAUGUUGUUGAGAAUACAUUCUCGCAUGUGAGUUUUGCUUAAAAAACCAGUUAGCAUUUGAAACUUGCUGCAGGGACCCGAUUAUUACUGGUCUUUUUUUUCCCUUGUAGUCUAGUGAAUUUUUGUUCUAGACCUACGUUUAGUUUUGUUAAUUUUAUACAUUUGUUUGUUCUUUAAAGUUCUAUGAAACAUACUUAGAAAGCUUUUUAUAAAGAUUUUCAUUUGAACUCCUUUUGAACAACGAAAGCACAUGUAUGAACAAUAUAAAUUAUUCCUAUUUCUAGAUGCAUUUGACUUCAUUUAGAAAUUUAACUUCAGAGUUAAUUUUAAGUGUUCACAUUUUUUAUUAGUGGGCAGGUCUGAGCUUCUGCUAAAUCAUUUUUAGUUUUUCUAAUUUAAAAGUUUGUGUCCACAGUAAAGAACAAAUAGUUUGAAAUUUUCUUUAGCUUCUAAGUGUAUUUCACUAUUUGUAAUUAAAGUAUACAACUCUU
This is a messenger RNA of Pomacea canaliculata, 4267 nucleotides long. Its product is annotated as protein FAM234B-like. The transcript is spliced from 14 exons. Gene Ontology annotation, molecular function: protein binding. Bases 367 to 2613 code for a protein of 748 amino acids. The record is from RefSeq and is a predicted model, not a curated record. NCBI's taxonomy places the organism in Eukaryota, Metazoa, Mollusca, Gastropoda, Architaenioglossa, Ampullariidae.